Messenger RNA from Nipponia nippon (crested ibis), 1509 nucleotides. RefSeq names its product GRAM domain containing 2B (gene GRAMD2B). The record is from RefSeq and is a predicted model, not a curated record. Gene Ontology annotation, cellular component: cytoplasmic microtubule. Lineage: Eukaryota; Metazoa; Chordata; Aves; Pelecaniformes; Threskiornithidae.
AUGAUGAGAAAAGGGAAUUCCCUGGAGGACUCCGUUUUUUAUUCUGAAAGUCAGAACAGCUUCCAAAUGUCAUGUAAUGACACCCCAGUCAGCCCUACAGAGAGUUUCGGAUCAGUAUUUAUAAGUUCAGAUGGAGAAAAUGGAACAGAUGAAAAAAGAAAGGCAGGAAAAUCACCUACUGUGUUGCUGCAGACCCCUACAAGUGAAAUGGAAUAUUUUGAUGACCGGAAAAAAGCUGAUACUGCUAGGACAAAGAGCAGCACAGAUAGUCCACUCCUGACAGUGGAUAUCAAGAGUGACUCCAAGAUUGAAAGGAAAAAACAUGCCUCGAAUCAGCUGAAGGCAAAUGCACACUUUCAUAAGCUGUUUCUAGAUGUUCCCAUUGAUGAGCCACUGAAACAAAGUUUUACCUGUGCUCUGCAGAAAGAAAUUCUGUACCAAGGAAAGUUAUUCCUUUCUGAAAACUGGAUUUGCUUCCAUUCCAAGGUUUUUGGUAAAGACACUAAGAUUAGCAUACCUGUGCUCUCAGUGACACUUUUGAAGAAAACCAAAACUGCCCUUCUUGUGCCAAAUGCUCUGAUCAUAGCAACAGUCACAGACAGGUACAUGUUUGUCUCCUUACUCUCCAGAGAUACCACCUACAAGCUAUUAAAAUCUAUCUGUAGGCAUCUUGAGGAUACAAGCAUGGGUAACAGUUCAAAUCCCUCUUCUGCAGAAAACAGCUUCAGGGCUGAUCGUCCUACAACUCUGCCCUUGGAUUUCAAUGAAGACUAUUCUGAUCUGGAUGGAAUAGUGCAGCAGCGGAGACAAGAGAUGGAAGAGUCCAGCAGCACAGGUUCACAGACCCCAGAGCUGGAAUGCUUCCAAGAUUAUCACGUCGUUGAGACACAGACUCACUUGAAAGUUUCCAAGACUGAGGCAAAGGCUGUCCGUUCAGAUGCACACAGUAAACGCGGAGCUGACGGAAAAGCCCAAAACAGUCCUCGAAAUGGCGAUUCUGAAUCCUUCAGAUUCUUCCACAAAGUGAAGUCCCAGAAGCUCUUGUCUCUGAACCACGUACUUAUAUUUUACGCAGUUCUUGUUUGUGUAUUAAUAUUUUCUACCUUCUACAUGAGAUAUAAAAUCAGUGUCCUGGAGGAACGUCUUAUUUCCAUCACAUCCUUUGAUUCACAUAUUAAGGAACAUCCAGUGCGCCAGGGUUUGGGAUCUCAUCUGCAAAUUAAUGCUGAUGCCCUUUGUGAUGAGUUAACUGCUAAUCUUAUAAAAUUGGAAAAGAUACAGAACAACUUACAAAAACUACUUGAAGAUGGUGAAUGAAACAUCGAUGUUCUUGGACUGCUUCAGACCUCAUUCCUCUCUCUUGACAAACAGUUCCAAAGGAGCUCUGCUGGCCAGAGUUCAAGGUUCUUUAUUUUCAGUCCAAGCCAAGGUUAAACUACUGUAAAGCUCAUGUCAUAAUGCAGAAAGUCAGUUUAUUCUUGAGCAUGUAUCUAUAUAUUUUGCUGACAU